GUUGUUAACUCGCUUUCAUGACUUAAAAAUCAAAUACCACCUGAGAACUUACACCUUUCAACCUUCAAUCAACCCUAGAGAACCCGAAACAAGACUCGGGAUAAGAAAAUAUGGAAUUUGAGCCAAGCGACUUUCUCGCUCAUCAAUUCCAUUCCACACAGGAACCAAGUACGCGCAGGGAUGGCAGGUAUCAACUAGGGAGAAUGAGCGCCCCCUUCUACCCAGUAUAUGUAGCAUUCGACAGCCUAGCUUGACGGGUGCCCGCUGAUCCUCUUCAAUCCCUUCUUCCAAAGCGAUCUACCUCUGCCCUACGUCUACACUAGCUUACGACAACUUUCAUAGACCGUGAUUCCCCGGAUCAUCAGCCCUACUGUGGACUACUCCUGUCAUUAUGGCGAGAAUUACCAAAGCCGUGUCUCGUCUCUGCGUCUGCCUCGUUGCCUUCCUAGCGUUGUCGCUGCUGAGCGAGACUCGUCCCAUUGCUUCGGUAGCGAGGGAAGGCUUGCGAUCACUGGAUGCACGAUCACCCGAUCCGCGCAUGAUUCCCGGCACGGGAGAUCUCCUUGGAGACAUCUUCAGAAAAGUUGGCCUUGACAGCCUCGCCCGUCUUAACAAGCUGGAAAACUGGAAGCAAAAUAACAACGACCCGGACGUGAUCGACGGCAGCAACAUCACCCAGCCGAUCGUCACCUCGCACCAGAAUAAUAAAUCUGCGCUGCCAAAUACCACGCACAGGGGGGAGCACAAUGAUUUACCGGACCCGAGUGAGAAGCCGGGCCAGUUUUUGGGUGCUAUGGUUGAUAUACUGUCGAGUAAGCUGGGGCAGGCUAUGCAUAGCAGUGAUGAGGUGACUCUUUAGGCGGGGGGGAAUCAUGUCAGGAUCAGAGAGGGGAAUGGGGUCGGGAAGAGGGGAUGGCUUGGUUCUGGGGAGUUCGAUGGAAAGCC
Messenger RNA from Aspergillus candidus, 945 nucleotides. RefSeq lists its product as uncharacterized. NCBI's taxonomy places the organism in Eukaryota, Fungi, Ascomycota, Eurotiomycetes, Eurotiales, Aspergillaceae. Bases 392 to 859 code for a protein of 155 amino acids. The transcript has 2 exons. The record is from RefSeq and is a predicted model, not a curated record.